UAUACAUUGAAAUCUAACUAGAGUCAGCUUCUCUUGACUACUACAACAGUAGCAAUGCUGAAUCAGUACCACUUCGGGACUAAAAUCCAACCGUCCAUGGCACUCAUCGUGAUAAUGUGUUUAUGUUUGGAACAUGUAAGAGGAUCCUGUCUCAGUUACGGACAUUCAUGCUGGGGAGCGCACGGUAAACGGGCCAGUCCUGCAGAACGUAAUGGUGAGCCGUUCGCUGGGGAAGGCCUACCGUUUCGUCAGCAGCAACCACCAGAUCAGACGAAACCCAUGCCAGUCGCAAUGUCUGCCGCAGAACGGUGGGCGUUGGUCAGAGUGCUUCCGGAUAAAAACGCAUACAAGCUUCUGCAGACUACGCCACCUUUGGCAGCUCAGUUUUUCUUCGACCAUGCCACGACGGGUCCAGAUGCGUCCGCGGUUGCUGUGGAACAAUCCAGCGACGACACAGCGCAGCGGUUGGCCGAAACAAGCAAUGACUCAAGUCAUCAGCCCAACCAGGUUACAUCAGACGAAAUGGAUAUCUUGCCUGGCGAUACAAUCAGUGUUUCUUCAAGACCACUAGCAUCGAUCGGCCAUAAACGGGUUCAUCGCCGCAAGAAAAUGCCACUGUCCGUCGCAGAUAACCUCAGUCGCUAUGCUUUCGAUGACAAGAUCGAGGAGGAUAUCAGCAACAUCGACCGAAUGUUGGCGCCUACCGAUGAGGACAUUAGACAAAUGUUACUUUUCGAUGCUGCGGUGGCUGCUGCUGAUCCUUCAAAUAGAGCAGGGCCAUUCAUCAGCAAGCGCUUCAGUGCCAGUGCUCGAGCUCCCACGAGUGCUUAAGCAUCCAAGAAAAAGUUUCUGUUCGAAUCGCCGUUGUCUGGGUUAGGAAGCGAUAUCAUGCUUACAAAUUUUACUCAUCCCUAUCAUUUCUUGCCAGAUACCAUAAAAGACCAGUAUUCAGUGACUAACUAUGACAAGGAAUAUUCCGCACUACGACUAAAUCGCCCAGGUUUAUGAGCUGGGAUUACGCAUAAGCCGUUAAUCUAGUACAGCCAUUUUAUCGUCGUUUCUCCACUAUCUUUAACUAUUGGGUUUUUGCCAACUUAAACAAUGCUGACACAGCUGUUUGGUAAUAAGAAAUGAGGAUCUAUCACCAAGACAAUGAAUAUUGCUAAACGGUUUUUGGUAGCAUUCAUUAUAGGCUGGAUUGGUGAUGGAUAACCAUUUCGAUAACGGAUCAGAUGU
Molecule: messenger RNA, 1236 nt
Organism: Anopheles cruzii
Lineage: Eukaryota; Metazoa; Arthropoda; Insecta; Diptera; Culicidae
Gene: CCHa1
Exons: 5
Coding region: 55-831 (258 amino acids)
Source: RefSeq, a predicted model, not a curated record